UCUAAAGAUAGCGGCCCCUGCCUCGGACUCCAAACGCCACCGGGCAGCGGGAGCCGCCAUGGCACGUCUUCCCUCUCCCACCCCUAUGAAACCCCACCUCAACUCCUCUGCAGGCAGCAUGCCCGGACCCUGUGGUACGAUAGGCCCAAGUAUGUGUUCAUGGAGUUUUGUGUUGAGGAUAGCACCGAUGUCCAUGUGCUCAUCGAAGACCACCGCAUUGUGUUCAGCUGCAAGAAUGCGGAUGGAGUGGAGUUGUACAAUGAGAUUGAGUUCUAUGCCAAGGUGAACUCCAAGGACUCCCAGGAUAAACGCUCUGGCCGCUCCAUUACUUGCUUUGUGAGGAAGUGGAAGGAGAAGGUGGCCUGGCCCCGGCUCACCAAGGAGGAUAUCAAGCCAGUGUGGUUGUCUGUGGACUUUGAUAACUGGAGAGACUGGGAAGGAGAUGAAGAGGUGGAGCUGGCUCAUGUGGAACAUUAUGCAGAGCUUUUGAAGAAGGUCAGCACCAAGAGACCUCCCCCGGCCAUGGAUGACCUGGAGGAUGAUUCUGACAGUGCCGACGCAACAAGUAAUUAACUUUCUGUGACAGCAGAGCUGGGGAGGAAGCUGUGACUAUCUUCCAGUCACUCUGACAAGCUAGGGCCUGGGUCUUUGUCAGCUCUUUGGCUGUGCACCAGGGUCUUCUGUGAUCUCUGAACUUUCCUAAAAGCUCUUUAUUAAGGG
Messenger RNA from Ceratotherium simum simum (southern white rhinoceros), 720 nucleotides. The record is from RefSeq and is a predicted model, not a curated record. Lineage: Eukaryota; Metazoa; Chordata; Mammalia; Perissodactyla; Rhinocerotidae.